Molecule: messenger RNA, 1053 nt
Organism: Cryptococcus wingfieldii CBS 7118
Lineage: Eukaryota; Fungi; Basidiomycota; Tremellomycetes; Tremellales; Cryptococcaceae
Product: D-lactaldehyde dehydrogenase
Exons: 5
Coding region: 1-1053 (350 amino acids)
Biological process (GO): methylation
Molecular function (GO): methyltransferase activity; oxidoreductase activity, acting on the CH-OH group of donors, NAD or NADP as acceptor; nucleic acid binding
Source: RefSeq, a predicted model, not a curated record
AUGUCUUCCGCACAAACCAUCACCAAGGGCGAUCUCGUCCUCGUCACAGGCGCCUCCGGUUUCAUCGCUUCCCACGCCGUCAAGGAGUUCCUCCAGCAGGGCUUCCGCGUUCGUGGUACCGUUCGAUCCGAGGAGAAGGGCCAAUACCUCACCAAGCUCUUUGAGGGUUUGGGCGAGUUCACCUACGUGAUUGUCAAGGACGUCAACCAGGAUGGUGCUUUCGACGAGGCUGUCAAGGGCGUCAAUGCCGUUGCGCACUUGGCCUCUCCCUUCUACGUCUUUAAUAUCAAGGACCCCCAGGAGCUCAUCGGUCCCGCCGUCAAGGGUACCACCGGUGUUUUGGAGAGCCUCCAGAAAUAUAACCCCGACGUCAAGCGAGUCGUCAUCACCUCUUCUGUUGCCUCCAUCCUGUCCAUGGACUCUGUCAAGUCUCCUACACGUGACUACACUGAGAAGGACUGGAACGUUGACAGCGCCGCCCACGUCGAGAAGAAUGGUCUCCAGUCCUCUGGCUUCCACUCUUACCUCGCUUCCAAGACCCUUGCCGAGCAGGCUUUGUGGAAGUUCAUCGAGGAGAAGAAGCCCUCUUGGGACGCCGUCGCCAUCAACCCCCCUUUCGUUCUUGGUGAGAUCAUCCACCAGUGCGACAAGCCCGAGUCCCUCAACACCUCUGUCGCCGCCUUCUACGAGUGGGCUUUCGGCAAGAAGACUGAGGACGACCUUCCCGCUCCCAUGGGUAACUGGGUCGAUGUGAAGGAUGUUGCCCUUGCCCACGUUCGAGCUCUUACUGUCCCCGAGGCCGGAGGCAACAGGUUCAUUGUUGGAGCGGGCGCCUUGGCUGCCCAGGACUUUGUUGAUGGUAUCCACAAGAACUUCCCUGAUGUCAAGAACGUCCCCGUGGGCACUCCUGGCAAGCACGACGAGAUCUGCAAGGUCCUUGACAUCUUUGAUGGAAGCAAGGCUGAGAAGGUGCUUGGUAUCAAGUACACUACGUUGAACGACACUAUCAUCCAGAUGUUUGAAUCUUUGAGGAAGAGGUUCAGUACCAUCUGA